AUGAACAAUGCGGGCGCGAAUGAUGUCGCUUUGGUAUGCCUCCUCUAUUUGUUGACCAACGGUCCAGCCGGUUUUCUUAACCUUGGGUAUCUGGAUGUUCGCAAGAGUGGGGUACUCAUUGAUAUUGGAGGUGGUCCAGAUGCAGAAUGCGACGACGUAUCCAUGGUUUCGGCAACACAUGCGGAUAACGUUCCUACAGUGGUGCCAUAG
Messenger RNA from Haemonchus placei, 210 nucleotides. Lineage: Eukaryota; Metazoa; Nematoda; Chromadorea; Rhabditida; Trichostrongylidae. The record is from the annotation of a GenBank genome assembly.